AUGCAAAGUCGCGAGUAUUCAGUGAUCCAGCACGAACAAAAAUUACAGGCUGAAAUAACGGACCUCAAGUGCAGGAGUAUAUUGGACAAUUUGUUGUUUUUCCGGAUACCUGAGGAGCAAGAAGAACAGUGCGAAAAAAAAAUAUUGGAAUUCAUCGAAACAAAGCUUCACGUGCAAAACGCCCAAACCGAAAUCAAGUUGCACAAAGCACAUCUGAUAGGCCGAUACCAGCCAAAUAAAGUGCGGCCAAUUGUUGCGAAAUUCGCAUACUACCCGGACAAGGAGAGGGUUCGCAGGGAGUCAAAGGCACUAAAAGGUACCCCUUUCGGAAUAUCCGAGCAAUAUCCACAGGAAGUUAUGGAGGUCCGACGAAGGCUAAUACCCAUCAUGAAAAAGGCAAGAUCCGAGGAAAAGGAGGCGUAUCUCAGGAUUGACAAACUGUAUAUAAACAAGCAAGUGUAUAAAAAAUAG
This is a messenger RNA of Dreissena polymorpha, 471 nucleotides long. RefSeq lists its product as uncharacterized. Bases 1 to 471 code for a protein of 156 amino acids. The record is from RefSeq and is a predicted model, not a curated record. The transcript has a single exon. Lineage: Eukaryota; Metazoa; Mollusca; Bivalvia; Myida; Dreissenidae.